Molecule: messenger RNA, 5435 nt
Organism: Amoebophrya sp. A25
Lineage: Eukaryota; Dinophyceae; Syndiniales; Amoebophryaceae
Source: the annotation of a GenBank genome assembly
UUGGCUAAAGCGCGCAAAGUAUCGAGACAGCUGGAGGGUGCAUUGCAGGGUGCGAAAGCUGAUUUGGCUGUGUUGGAGGAGACUUCAGCAACAAAGCUCCGAUUAGCAGAGGAGAGUGCUAGAAGUGCAGAAGCAAAAGCAGUAGAGGCACAACGGGAGUUGUCGGCUCUAGGUGGCGCCAAGGACGAGCAAGCUUCAGAGUUGCAGCGCUUGUUGAAGUCGGCGCAAGAAGCAACCACAGCAGCCGAAGAGCGCUGUCGCUCCGAGUCCGAACGUGCUCUCUUAGAGCGAUCAGAAGCCGAGAAGCAACAUCGAGAAGCCAUUGACGCUAUAGGGAAUGAAAAGCUGCGAGCAGAAACGCGAUUGGCGGAUGCUAUGAGGGAAUCAGAGGAAUUCUCUAGGACAGAAACGACAUUGCGACAGCAAUUGGAACAGGAACUAGUCGCGAAAGAGCUCGCUGAAAAAGAACUAGCGUCGGAAAAGCAUAAGGGUGAACAAGCAGCUGCUCGAGCACGUGAGGAUCUGGAACGGGAACGGAAAGAAUUGAUGGGGUUACGACAUACCAAUAAUUCAGAUCUACGUCUUAAAAAGUACACGUGCACGACCAUUGAACGAAAAUGAAAUGAUGCCUUUAGAAGUAAGUACUCCUAACUUUCCACUCCGUCUAAAAAUCGAUCACGCCGACGCAGUCGCCCGUCUCGAGGAGGCACAACGUGUGAAGAACACAAAUGCUGCCAGUACAGAACGCGAGUUGCACACCAAAAAUGCGGAAUUGGAGCAUCUUAUCGCCCGUGCAAAGGAAGCCGAGGCAGCGGCUAUUGCUGAGACUGCAGAACUCCGUAAACAGUCUGAGGAUAUGGCCAGUGACGUGCGUGCCAACCUGGCGCGAUCCCAGAGAGAACAUGCGGCAGAGAUCGACACACUGACGUCAGACCUAGACCAAGCACGGAGGGACUUGGAAAGGCAAAAGAGCACAUACGAUCAAUUGUUGGCUGCGAAGAAUAAGGAAGUGCAAGAGCAGAUCACGCAUAACGGCAUCGUGCAGAGCCAGAAGCAGCAGAUUCAAGUCGAAGUGCGGGACUUGCGUGAAGCAUUGAAUGCUGAGAGGGACGAGCGGGCGCAGGAAGCAAGAAAUCAUCUAGACCGUCUGUCGGCUGAACGCGCUGCCGAGAUGGAGCAGACCACUGAGCGCACGUGGCACGCCCAGCAGCUGGAGCAGCAACUAGCGCAGCAGCGAGAAGCCUCGGAAAGAGUGAAAAACGAACUGAAGGACGAAGCCAGAACCCUCCGUGACAGGCUAGACACUGCCCAAGAAGAAACAAUGGCGAAAGAAGCUUACUUAAGGCUUGUAUAUUAGUUCAUCUUUGUCCUCAGUUUCGUUCCCUUUCCCUUUCCUCAUUGAACUCUGAGACGAGUAUCUGUCAGUAUGAGCCUGACAGAAAUUAGUUACUAAAAAUGUAAGCGCUAACAUAGGUAGUAGAGGUCGAGCGGAAAGUGCAGAGUCUAGAAUUGCAACUGGAAGGACGGGAGGAGCAAGAGGCACGCCGCGUUGUGGCAGAAGCGGAACUAUCAAAAAAUCGCGAAGAACGGCGUGAACUCCUGAUAGAGCUGAGAAACGCAAAACUUUCGCUGGAGUCUUUACAACGGAAUUGCGAUGCACAGAAAUUCAAAACGAAAACGGUAUAAUUUGUGUCUUUUCAACGACUUUGGAUUGUUGCGAUCCGCCACGUAGAAAGUUAAAUCAACGGCAACGGGAAAGGAGGCAUAUAGUACAGGAACACUUGAUGUACUAGCUGAUCGUAAGAGUCCAAUCAGAUGACUUCAGCACAUCCACAUGAUAUCUUUCACUGCUCCAAUUAGAUAGAGUCUUUUCAGGCAGAGGAUUCCAAGAGCGAGUUGGCGCAGCAGGUGGCGGCACUUCGGAAGUCUCUGGCCAGUGCUGACGCGGAGAAGAACAAUUUAGUGCAGACAGUAGCACAAUUGCGCAAAGCCGAUGAGGCUUUGAGAGAGGUUCUGCGGACAGAAAGAGGCCGCCACGACGAAGACGCACAGUAUUUGCAACGCAAAUUGGAUGACCAGAAGAGGCAGAUUGAAGAACUUCUACAAUUAAGGGUUGCAAAUUGACCUUUUACUAUCUAAGAAAGUAGAGCAUGUCUAGGACCUUCUCAAGCGCCGGGAAAAGGAUACCGAUAGAUGUGCGAGCUGCAUGGGUCAACUUGCAACCCCUAAUACAACAACGCAGCGCGACUACACCAUCUUCACAGCUGCAGCUUCACCAAGUAGAGCAGGGAACAUUAGAUAAUCAGGAGAUGGUCCGAGCAGAACUCGAGGCCACAAAAGCCGUGGUUGCUGAUCAAGCUUCCACGAUAAGCAAGUUAAAGUACGACUACACUUUGUUGGCGAAGCAACUUGGAGACGAGCGGAAGCAGAAUCGGCAAGCCAUGCUCGUUCAAGGCAUGGACAAGACAAUCGCGGAGCUACGGAGUCAAGGAGAGUCGGAGGCCACGAUCGAAAUGUUCACCAAUAUGCAACUACGCCGCCUCGAAGAGGAAAGUCGGCGACCGCCAUCCUCUUCGCAUCUAUCACCGGUAAUGCUAGAGUAUAACGGGGGUAACUCGCCGUCAAUAUUAGGUGCUCCUGGACAUCCUGGAGCAGGAUCAACAUGGAAUACAAGAAGUACUGGAGGCGUGGCAAUGUCUGCUACAAUAAGUAAUCACUUGAGGAGUGGGAGUGCUAACAAUAACAUACUAUCGUCCUCUGCAACGCCUGGCUCAUCCGUGAUGAGAAUCCAAGAGCCUUCUUCGACAACUACUGCAACACAGUUAUUCGCUGGUAGAAUUCCUACUUCUGCUUCCAGGGCUUGCGUUCCUCCUCCAUCCUUUGGUGGAAGUGGCCUCGCAACAACAGGUGGAGUCCCCUCUUCCGCACUUCCAUCUCAACAUGUUCAACACCAAGUUCUGAGUCCUCGACAGAAUGUAGUUGGCGGGUUGUCGCCGGGUCUACCUCUAGGUGUAUCCAGCACACAACUACCUUCACCCAUGCCUGCUCAACCACCGGUCUCCACACUACAACACAGUGGGCACUACCUGCACCACUACACAAGCUCCACAGCAGCUCCAGGCACCACGGUGGCGAAUCUGACAUCGUCUUCAGGGGAGCCGUUUUCCUCCAGCAGUGGUGGCUCGAAUCCCAAGAAUAGCGCACGCGGACAACAACUACAAUUUCUGGCUAGCACCAGUGGUGGUGAAACUACAGGUCCGGGAGGACCACUUCAAGAACGCAGUCUAGCAUCAGGACCUCCACUUCAACAUCAACAUCUAGUAGGCGGAGGUGGAUCAGGAUCUGGAUACCCACCAGUGCCAGUACUACCAAUAACUUCAGGUGCAGGUCCAUCAACAGGAGUUUCCUAUGUCGGUGAGGCGCCACGAAUACCUGGGACUUCCGCAUCCCUCUCACAAACGAUCGCUGGAUUUGCACCACCAACGCGGGGAUUAGAACCUUCCUCUCAGCCACCAGGUACGUUCUCAUAUGGAAAUUCAGGGGAAACGGGGAGAACGAGAAGUCAUCAGUAGGAUCCGGAUAAACGAGCGUAUAACGUAAAGCCUGGGUUACGUCUGUUUGGAUAGAAAUAGAAGAUGACAAUAACCAAAGUCAAUAGAACUUUUUGUAAGAAAGUCAAAUUCAAUUUCAAUGUCAAUUUCAAAGUCGCCAUAUUUUUCACUUAUCCAAAAUGCCAGAGCAUCAAAUCAAUUGAACAAAGAACACAAAUGACUUCAUACGACGGCAUACCGAUUAUACCGAUGCCUGUUCGCAUUUGAGGCUUUUCGCACGUCGUUAUAUUGUUUCACUACGUAUUAAACGUAUCCUCACGCGAAUGAUGGGAGCGAAAAUGAAUAUUAAAGCACCAGCUUCAUCAUCUUACAAUUUCGAAAUUAAAUCAGUCAAUUAUGACUUGUAAGUAUCUCUAUGUCUAGUCUAGACGUUUCUCAGUUAUUUUUAUUGUACAGAUCCAUUAAUCCUUCUGGCACUUAUCUCCCGCUUAAUGCGUUAUUGUACAGAUCCAUGCAUUUGUAUCUAUAGAAGCAGAAGGGAUGUUGCUGGACAGUAUCAGAAUCAGUGAAGUAGAGGGUCGAUGUAUUUAUCCGAAAUUAAAGAAAAACAAGAACAUAUCUACACCUAUACUUGCUUACUCGUCAAAAUGAUUAAAGUCCGUAAAGGAGACAGACUCAUUUUUAUAGCUAGAGUAGUCCGCUUUUCGAGUUACGGGUUGCUCGAGUUCUCUCGAGUUGCCACGAGUUGCCGAAACUCACAUGCCCAGUCCGGAACGAGUUGCUAGCGAGUUCCGCUCGGCAGCUUGCCACAUUGAAAGCGCAGCACUCCGCGGCGGUAUGCUAUGGCGGGCCAAGAUGCCACGGAGUUCAGGAGGAAGCUCGUGGCCGGUUGUUUCUUAGCAGGUCUGCCUUUUGUAUUCAUUGAAGAGACACGCCCCGGCCGAGCUCUUCGGGCUUGGGCUUGGCGAAAGUAAGAAGGCGAAGCUCGGGGCCUUUUUUGUUUGAGUGGCGCGCGCGCAAGCCUUGCGAAGUGCAGCUACUUCCUCGCGGUGUCGGUGUCUCUGCAUAGUCGUGCGCCGAUGUCGGUCGCGAUCUGGUUCUGUUUUUUUGCUGGUGAGUGGCCAGCCUGUUCGACUUCUUGGGGCCCCUGUUUGCGCUGUAGUGGGCUUACUGAGUAGCGUGCCGCCUAGUGGGUAGCGUCACAAGCAAGGCCGCCGUGAGUAGUGUAGACGCAUCGGGAUCGGAAUGGAUUGGGUUUAUUUGUGUGUUUGUUUUAUAGGGCAGCAACUAUACCAGGCAGGCGCGCUAACUUCUUAGUAGCGCAAAACUACGAGAGCAGGGCCCCUGGCUAGGUAGGUGGCGCCGCUCCUGUCUGCCCCGCGCAUGCAGCGCCUCGCAGAGAAGAGAGGGCGCUACUGAAGGCGUUCGCUUGUGAAGGUGGUUGGCGCUCCUGGGCAACGUGUUUGACGCUUCGAAGAUAGUGCGCCCGAAGGGCGCGGCGAAAAUUUUUUUGGUAUGGAACUCGUUCAACUCGAGCAACUCGACCCGAUAACGGGCGGAAAAGUCUAAUUCUAUUAUACUUCCAACUGAAUGAGAAGGAACGAAACGACAGUUCGAUCAUGUUGCGCAGGAGCUGCAGCUGAAGGGAUAUUUUUUGUUUCAUCAGCACUCCGAUAUAGCCACACACAACUGAACUUGUUAAGAACUGUUUCUACGCAAACACACUCACACGCGAAAAAACAUGAAAGACUGUAUCGUCGUGAAAGAACUUGUGAACAAGGUGGCACAUCUAACCUUCCUGGACACAGAAGUGCUUAUAUCCGAUGCUAAUCAAAGAAAUCUAUCUCGACUGCUCUCUGUCUCAAAAAGUGUGCGCAAUCAAAC